AUGGCGGCGAACGUCCUGGUUAGGAACCUCAAUGCGAUACAAGAGACUCAACAACAGGCCUCCGUCAGCACCGUCGACCAUGCCCUCGAUGGCCAAUCCCGAUUUGGAGAGAUAGUGGCUAUUCUGGCUGUUGGAUCCGUUCUGUCGACUGCGGCGGUCAGUCUCCGGGUUUACACCAGGGUUAGGAUGCUGCGAACUUUUGGGCUGGACGACUCGGUGAUGGUGGUUGCCCAGAUGUUCCUUAUCGGAUCAGCUGUUGCCAUUGGGCUUGAAAGCAAAUGGGGUCUUGGCUUUCAUUCAUGGGUUCCUCCACCCGAGGACUACGUCCCAUACAUGAAGGUAAAUCCUAUCGCGAUCAACUCACCCCCGAGUCUAUACUCACAACAACAUCAGUCCUUCUACACCUCGAUCAUCGUGUACAACAUCGCGACCUGCCUCGUCAAGAUCUCCAUCCUAUUGCAAUACCGCCGCAUCUUCGCCAUCGACAUUAUGCAGAAGUUGACGUUGUGGGGUCUUGCCUUUAUGAUCUCGUGGACUGCCAUGCUCUCCUUCCUUCAACCAAUGAUGUGUCUUCCCGUAGCCGCUUUCUGGGAUCCGACCAUCGAAGGCCGCUGCAUAGACUUCCUUGCCAUCUGGUACACCAUGGCCGGAGUCAACCUCGUAGCCGACUUUGCCAUUUUCAGCAUGCCGAUUCCGGUCAUCAACUCACUGCAACUUCCUCGCAAGCAGAAGCGAAUGUUGCUCGUUGUCUUCUGUCUCGGAUUCUUAAUCCGAACCCUCCGCGUUGCUGCAGAUACAAAAGACCCGUACUGGGAUAAUGUGGACGCCGCCACAUGGUCCUUCCUCGAGGUCGCCAUCGGCAUCCUGGCGGCAUGUCUUCCUACCCUUCGACCGAUAUUCGUUACUCUGCUGCCACGCCUCUUUAACGCGUCUUCACUGCAGUUCAGGAGUAGUGGCAGGCCAUCGAAAUACGGUAAUCCGUAUGCUCAACCAAGCGAAGGAAACAACAGGGCCAGUUUUAUGCACGGGCUGGGAUUCCACCGCCCUAUGAGCAGCACAGAGGGGUUGAAUCGCCAAGACGGAGUUGAAAUGUCCGGUCAAGAGAGCGAGACGUCGGCUGAGUACACCGUCAGCGUUAGCACAGGAGCACCCGAAAGCCUCGACAAAAUGUCUCGGGUGAAGAGCAAGAGAGACAGUGUGAUGGAUGGCCAGCAUAUCAGGGGGCAUAUUCGGACUACGACUGUGGUGACUCAGGAGGUCACGUUCGAGAAGCCCUCUAGUUCCAAGUCUAACCCAGACCAGGAUUAA
Messenger RNA from Colletotrichum lupini, 1308 nucleotides. RefSeq lists its product as uncharacterized. NCBI's taxonomy places the organism in Eukaryota, Fungi, Ascomycota, Sordariomycetes, Glomerellales, Glomerellaceae. The transcript has 4 exons. Bases 1 to 1308 code for a protein of 435 amino acids. The record is from RefSeq and is a predicted model, not a curated record.